AUGGUGGUCUUAAGACAGGGUGAUUAUGUGUGGGUGGACUCUAGUAUAGGUGUGCCGAUCGGUGCUGAGGUCAGAAUCUCAGAAUCUGGUCAAAUUCAGCUCAUUGAUGAUGAAGGGCAGGAGCACAAAAUCAGGAUACAGGACAGCUCUCUGAAGCACAUGCACGCCUCAUCCAUUAGCGGCGUAGAUGAUAUGAUUCGGCUGGGUGACUUCAAUGAAGCUGGCCUCCUCAGGAACCUUCUGAUUCGCCACAGGGAAGGAAUCAUCUACACAUACACAGGGUCCAUUCUGGUGGCGGUGAACCCGUACCAGCUGCUGCCGAUCUACACUCCAGAGCAGGUGCAGCUGUACACAAACCGGCGUCUGGGUGAACUGCCCCCGCAUGUGUUCGCCAUUGCAGACAGCUGCUUCUUUAACAUGCGCCACAACCAGCAAGACCAGUGCUGCAUCAUCAGCGGAGAGUCUGGUGCAGGAAAGACAGAGAGCACCAAACUGAUGCUGCAGUUCCUGGCAGCAGUGAGUGGACAGCAAUCAUGGAUAGAGCAACAGAUCCUUGAAACUAACCCCAUACUGGAAGCCUUUGGUAAUGCAAAGACAAUUUGCAAUGAUAAUUCAAGCCACUUUGGGAAGUACAUCAAUAUCCAAUUCAGUAAGGGGGGAGCCAUUGAAGGAGCCCGCAUUGAUCAGUACCUGCUGGAGAAAUCACGUGUUUGUCGACAGGCUCAUGGGGAGAGGAACUAUCACAUCUUUUACUACAUGCUGAUGGGCAUGCAGGAUGAACAGAAGAAAAUGUUGUCUCUGAGUAAUGCUGUGAAGUACAACUACCUGAAUAUGGGCAAGUGCACUUCCCAUGAGGGGCGGGAUGAUGAAAAGGAAUACGCCCACUUCCGCUCAGCCAUGAAGAUCUUGACAUUCUCAGAGAAUGAAUCCUGGGAAAUUCACAAGCUGCUUGCUGCCAUCCUCCAUCUAGGCAACAUGGAUUUUGAAGCCACCAUUUCGAAUAAUCUGGAAAGCUGUGAUAUUAUCACCUCUUCCCAUUUCAACAUGGCUGCUCAGUUGCUGGAGGUGGACGUAAACACUUUAGAUACAAGUUUGACUCAACGGUCCUUCAUGAUUAACAGAGAGUGUGUAUCUAAACCUCUUUCCUCAGACCAAGCAAGUGAUGGCAGGGAUGCCUUUGUGAAGGCGAUUUAUGGAAGAUUGUUUGUGUGGAUUGUGGAGAAAAUCAAUCAUGCCAUUUACAAGCCACCCUCUGAGGAGUCCAGCCAUACUCGUCAUUCAGUAGGCUUGCUAGACAUCUUUGGAUUUGAAAACUUCAAGCAAAACAGCUUUGAACAGCUGUGCAUUAACAUUGCCAGUGAACAGCUACAGCAGUUCUUUGUGAAGCAUGUCUUUAAGAUGGAGCAGGAGGAAUGUGAACGUGAGAACGUUGUCUGGAAACACACUGACUACAUCAAUAACCAGGACACUCUCAAUGUGCUGGCCAGCAAACCUCUCAACAUUCUUGCUCUUAUUGAUGAGGAGAGUCACUUCCCUAAGGGCACAGAUACCACCUUGCUGCAAAAGAUGCAUAAGUGCCAUGAGAAAAGCAGAGUCUACAUCUCUCUGAAGAACAGUCAUGACAAAAAGUUUGGAAUUGAGCAUUUUGCUGGGCCGGUUUAUUAUGACUCAAAAGGUUUUCUGGAAAAGAACAGGGAUGCUCUCAGUUCAGAUCUCAUCAUGUUGGUGGAAACUUCUACCAAUAAGCUCCUCAAACAGAUCUUCCACAAUGAUCUUUCCACUGAUGAGGAAAGCAGUGCCAACCCCAAAAUGAUGAUCACCUCCAAGAGCUCCUUGCGGCAAAUGAUAGAUACUAAGAAGCGAGUGCCAACAUUAUGUGGACAGUUUCGUCAGUCUCUGGACUCCCUGAUGAAAACCCUGACUGCAUUCCAGCCUUACUUCAUUCGCUGUAUCAAACCGAAUGACUUUAAGAAACCCAUGAUGUUUGACAGAGAGCUGUGUCUGCGUCAGCUGCGCUACUUAGGCAUGACGGAGACCAUUUGCAUCAGGGAAACUGGCUACCCAAUCCGUCACACCUUCCAACAGUUUCUGGAUCGCUAUCGUGUCCUUCUCAACUCCUUUGUCUGUGACCCAAAAACAGAGAGUGUCAAGGCCUGCGUUGAGAGUAUUUGUAAGAAUGUCCUCAGUGAUGGCGAUGACUGGAAAAUUGGCAAAACCAAAGUGUUUUUGAAGGAUUUCCACGAUACCAUGUUGGAGCUGAAACGGGACAAGGCCUUGGACAAGAAAGCUGUUGUUAUCCAGAAAGUCCUGAGAGGCUACAAGCAAAGGAAACAGUUUCUUAAACAAAGGUCUGCAGCUGUGGUUGUACAGAAGUAUUGGCGUGGAUACAAAGGCAGGAAACUUGGUAAAGUGUUCGCACGCCAGUGUGAACUGGAGCAUAAGGCCACCUUGCUGCUGCAGGCACAGAUCCUAAGCUACUUUGCCAGGAAGGAGUGGAAGCGAAAAAGAGCUGCUGUCAUCCUUCUACAGGCUCAUGUCAGAGGCAUGCAAGCCCAGAAAACGGUUCAGAAGAUGAAGAAAGAUAAAGAGGAAAUUCUCCAUCAGAAGAGAGAAAAAGAGGCUGCCGAACAAUCUGAGCCCAUCAAUGGUCAGAAAAAGAAGGGGAACCCAUUCUUUGGCUUCCUUCCCAGCCUGGAAGAAUUCAUCCCAAAAAAGAGAGCAGGAGCUGAUGAUGACCUGCACGGCAUCAAUGAGCUCAUCCAGGAUAACCUGCAGCACUGUCAGCAAAUGGUGGAUCAAGUGACUGAUGCAAUGGACUCCAUGAUGAAAGCAAUGGAUGACACCAUGAUGGAUCAUAAAGACAGAGUCAUGAAGUUCUUCAAAAAGAAUGGCACAGACAAGAAGAACUCCACGUUAAAGCACAACAAACAGACCUCUGAGCAGGGAAAGCAAGUUGUAAACCGUCUCCAUGCCUCUAGACCCUCUGUGCCCAUUCAGUUACUGGGACUAGAACAAGGCAACAACCAGAGGCUUUUUCCCCCUUGGACAAUCUGUCAGUUAAUACAGCCAAGGGGAGAAAAGAACUCAGUCAUGGUGGUCUUAAGACAGGGUGAUUGUGUGUGGGUGGACUCUAGCAUAGGUGUGCCGAUCGGUGCUGAGGUCAGAAUCUCAGAAUCGGGCCAAAUUCUGCUCAUAGAUGAUGAAGGAAAGGAGCACAAGGUCAAGAAACAGGACAACUCUCUGAAGCAUAUGCACGCCACAUCCAUUAAUGGCGUAGAUGACAUGAUUCGGCUGGGCGACCUCAACGAGGCUGGCCUGCUCAGGAACCUUCUGAUUCGCCACAAGGAGGGAAUCAUCUAUACAUACACAGGGUCCAUUCUGGUGGCGGUGAACCCAUACCAGCUGCUGCCAAUCUACACUCCAGAGCAGGUGCAGCUGUACACAAACCGGCGUCUAGGUGAACUGCCCCCGCAUGUGUUCGCCAUUGCAGACAACUGCUUCUUUAACAUGCGCCGCAACCAGCAAGACCAGUGCUGCAUCAUCAGCGGAGAGUCUGGUGCAGGAAAGACAGAGAGCACCAAACUGAUACUGCAGUUUCUGGCAGCAGUGAGUGGACAGCGAUCGUGGAUAGAGCAACAGAUCCUUGAAGCUAACCCCAUACUGGAAGCCUUUGGUAAUGCAAAGACCAUUCGGAAUGAUAACUCAAGUCGCUUUGGGAAGUACAUCGAUAUCCAGUUCAGUAAGGGGGGAGCCAUUGAAGGAGCCCGCAUUGAUCAGUACCUGCUGGAGAAAUCACGUGUCUGUCGACAGGCUCAUGAGGAGAGAAACUACCACAUCUUUUACUACAUGCUGUUGGGCAUGCAGGCUGAACAGAAGAAAAUUUUGUCUCUGGGUAAUGCUGUGGAGUACAACUACCUGACCAUGGGCAAGUGCACUUCCUGUGAGGGGCGGGAUGAUGUAAAGGAAUACGCACACUUCCGCUCAGCCAUGAAGAUCUUGACAUUCUCAGAGAACGAUUCCUGGGAAAUUCACAAGCUACUUGCUGCCAUCCUCCAUCUAGGCAACAUGGACUUUGAAGCCAUCAUUUCGCAUAAUCUGGAAGGCUGUGAUAUUAUCACCUCUACCCAUUUCAACAUGGCUGCUCAGUUGUUGGAGGUGGACUUAAAAACUCUGGAUGUAAGUUUGACUCAGAGGUCCUUCAUGACUAAUCGAGAGUGUCUAUCCAAACCUCUUUCCACAAACCAAGCAAGUGAUGGCAGGGAUGCCUUUGUGAAGGCCAUCUAUGGAAGAUUGUUUGUUUGGAUUGUGGAGAAAAUCAAUCAUGCCGUUUACAAGCCACCCUCUGAGGAGUCCACUGAUACCCGUCAUUCAGUAGGCUUGCUAGACAUCUUUGGAUUUGAAAACUUCAAGCAAAACAGCUUUGAACAGCUGUGCAUUAACUUUGCCAAUGAACAGCUACAGCAGUUCUUUGUGAAGCAUGUCUUUAAGAUGGAGCAGGAAGACUAUGCCUCUGAGAGCAUUGUCUGGAAACACAUUGACUACGUCGAUAACCAGAACACUCUCAAUGUGCUGGCCAGCAAACCUCUCAACAUUCUUUCCCUCAUUGAUGAGGAGAGUCACUUUCCUAAGGGCACAGAUACCACCUUGCUGCAAAAGUUGCAGAAGUGUCACGAGAAAAGCAAAGUCUACAUCCCUCCUAAGAACAGUCAUGAAACAAAUUUUGGAAUCAAUCAUUUUGCUGGGCCGGUUUUUUAUAACUCACAAGGUUUUCUGGAAAAGAACAGGGAUGCUCUCAGUUCAGAUCUCAUCAUGUUGGUGGAAACUUCUACCAAUAAGCUCCUCAAACAGAUCUUCCACAAUGAUCUUUCCACUGAUGAGAAAAGCAGUGCCAACCCCAAAAUGAUGAUCACCUCCAAGAGCUCCUUGCGGCUUUGGUGCUAAUACAAUUUACCUUCUCAGCAAAUGACAGACACUAAGAAGCGAGUGCCAACAUUAUGUGGACAGUUUCGUCAGUCUCUGGACUCCCUGAUGAAAACCCUGACUGCAUGCCAGCCUUACUUCAUUCGCUGUGUUAAACCGAAUGACUUUAAGAAACCCAUGCUGUUUGACAGAGAGCUGUGUCUGCGUCAGCUGCGCUACUCGGGCAUGAUGGAGACCAUUCGUAUCAGGAAAGCUGGCUACCCGAUCCGUCACACCUUCCAACAAUUUCUGGAUCGCUAUCGUGUCCUCCUCAACUCCUUUGUCUGUGACCCAAAAACGGAGAGUGCCAAGGCCUGCAGUGAGAGUAUUUGUAAGAAUGUGCUCAGUGAUGGUGAUGACUGGAAAAUUGGCAAAACCAAAGUGUUUUUGAAGGAUUUCCAUGAUACCAUGUUGGAGCUGAACCGGGACAAGGCCUUGAACGAGAAAGCGCUUAUUAUCCAGAAAUUCAUGAGAGGGUACAAGUACAGGAAACAGUUUCUUAAACAAAGGUCUGCAGCUGUGGUCGUGCAGAAGUAUUGGCGUGGAUACAAUGGCAGAAAACUUUAUAAAGUGGUCCAGUUGGGAUACAGUCGUCUUCAGGCCACUGUGCGCUCUCGUCAGUUAACACGCCAGUACGAACUGGAACAUAAGGCCACCUUGUUGCUGCAGGCGCAGAGCCAUACCUAUCUUGCCAGGAAGGAGUGGAAGCGAAAGAGAGGAGCGGUCAUCCUUCUACAGGCUUAUGUCAGAGGCAUGCGUGCCCGGAAGACUGUUCGGAAGAUGAAGAACGAUGCCUUUUUGUCACUGCAGGAGCGCAGGGCAGAAGAGCUGGCUGCUCUGGAGAGGCAGAAGAGGCUAGAGGAUAUUCUCCGUCAGAAGAGAGAGCAAGAAGCUGCCGAACAGUCUGAGUUAAUCAAUGAUCAGGAAAUGGUGGACACAAUCUUUGGCUUCCUGCCCAACAUGGUGGGAGGGCAAGAGGGUCAGGCACCUUCAGGUUUUGAGGACUUAGAAGGAAAGCGAACUGUGCUGGAAGAAAUAGACCUGGAUGAUGCUGUUAUGGUUGAAGAGCUUCCUGAGGAAGACUAUGAUGAUCUGGAUGAGUACUCAUUCUCCAAGUUUGCAUCGAUGUACUUUCAGGGUGCUGCGACACCCACUCACGUGCGCCAGAGACUGCGCCAACCACUGCUGUACCAUGAAGAGGAAAAUGAUGUGGUGGCUUCUCUAACAGUGUGGUGGAUCAUCUUGAGGUUUAUGGGAGAUCUUCCUGAACCAAAAGUACAGAAAGUCCCAACAAGCAGAUCAGCAUUUGUUGCUUACUCUCUACAGCAAGAUGUGGCAUCCAGGCAAGACAGACGUCUCAGCCACGUGGUUGGACUGGACCAGAAACUGCUAAGAAACAGAAACACAAGGAAAGACUCUUCAGCCCCAGAAAUGCUACCUCAGAACAGAAAGUCCUCAACAUUUACAGAUAUGUUGUCAGGAAAAAGGAAAUCAACCAUGACAGAGGAAGUUAUACCAACUCGGAAAGCUUCCUCCAUACCAUUGGAAGGUCCCAGAAACAGAAAGUCCUCCACCUUUGUUGAUCUGCUGACCCGGAACAGAAAGACCUCCACAAUCCCUGAGGAAGCGUCAUCAAAUAGAAAGACUUCCAGAAAACCAUCCAUCAUUGAGGAAGAGCCAGAGGAUGGCUCUGAGGUUUCCAAACCACCCACUGUACAAACUAUCACAGAGGAAGAGGAGAACAUUAUUGAUGAAAAACUCACCUUGGACCGUCCACUCACAUCUCUUGAAAAGUUGCACAUCAUUGUAAGAUAUGGCAUUGUCAGGCGUGACCUCAGAGAUGAGAUCUACUGUCAGAUUUGUAAGCAGCUUCAAGAGAAUGGGAAUCGCAGCAGCUUUUACCGAGGUUGGAUACUUCUUUCUCUGUGCCUGGGCAUCUUCCCUCCCACUGAACACUUCAUUAAGUACCUGCAAAGCUUCAUUCAGCUUGGCCCUGUUGGAUAUGCUCCAUACUGUGCAGAGAGACUGAGACGCACUGUGGCCAAUGGCGUGCGUGGAGAGCCACCCAGCUGGCUUGAGUUACAGGCAACCAAGACUAAGAAACCCAUGGCCAUCUCUGUGACUCUUAUGGAUGGGCGAACUCUCAGCCUGCCUGUGGAUUCAGCAUCUACUUCUAAAGAAGUCUGUCAAACGCUCUCACAGAAAGUUAAACUACAAGACACAUUUGGCUUCUCUCUUUAUGUAGCUGUUUUUGACAAGGUAUGGUCUCUUGGCAGUCGACAUGAGCAUGUGAUGGAUGCCAUAUCGCAGUGUGAGCAGGAGGUGAGACGGAAGGGUGGGCAGGAGCAGCACGCUCCCUGGCGUCUCUACUUCCGCAAAGAGAUUUUCACCCCCUGGCAUGACUGCAGCGAGGAUAGUAUCAGUACAGACCUCAUCUACAGACAGGUCAUUAGAGGAUUGAAAUAUGGCGAAUACCAGUGUGAGAAGGAGGAUGUAGUUGUCCAGUUGGCGGCGAAACAUUUCUUUGUGCAGUUUCACUCCGAUGACAGUAUGGAGGAUGCUAAGAGUGUUGUUCAGGAUUGUGUUACCUCCAAACUACUGGAAGACAAGUCAGAGGCCAAAUGGAUUCAGAUGGUCCACACAGCACAUGUUGAGGGCCCAUAUAUAAAUUCAAAGACCAAAGCUGAUCAUGUAAAAGCAGAAGUGGUGGACUAUGCACGGCAGAAGUGGCCGAUGUUCUUCUCAAGGUUCUUUGAGGUCUCCAGGAUUUCAGGAACUUCCCUACCCAAGAACAAAUUUAUCAUGGCUAUUAACUCGACUGGAAUAACCUUCCUGGAUGAACGUGAGAGAAAGUUUCUAGAGCUCUCCUACCCAAUGGUGACUGCCAUAAACGCCAAGAGAAGCAAGACUGUGUGUCUGAUUACUCUGAAAGGAGAGUUUACACUAGGCGCAGUCAAUGCUGGAGACAUUGCUAAUCUGAUAGUCCUGUUCCAGGCUGGCCUCACAGAGCGCUCUCAGUAUGCCGUAGCUCUGCAGGAGGUCAACAGGCAAGAUGAUCCCACUUUUCUUAGUUUCAAAAAAGCAGAGCUUAUCCUCCUUAUUAAAGACAAUGAAUUUUCUUCUAACCAUGGCUGGGUGAAGGGACAGAAUGAGCGAACCGGAAAAAAGGGGGCAGUACCCACAGACGCCAUCUGGAUUAUACCUACUUUUACCAAACCAACCAAUGAAAUCUUGAGUUUACUUAGCAUGCCCCCAGAUCAGAGAAAGAAUAUGAUUAAUGAGACAGUCAAAGGAACCAUUACAGACAGAGUACCUCCUGCGACGCUUAAAGAGUUCUCCAUUGAGUACUUCAGACCUCUCAUUAAAGAUGUGAACAGGCAGGUGAUUUCUAAAAACGCGGCACCUGAAAGGCUAUGGGCAAACUCCAGGGAGCCCAUCAGACAGCCCCUGCUUAAGAGACUGCUUGGGAACCCAGAGCUCAGCCAUCAGGCCUGCCAGGCCUUCACUGCAAUCCUAAAGUACAUGGGUGACUAUCCCACCAGACAGUUUCAGAGUCCACUGGAGCUCACAGACCAAAUCUUUGAACCAGCCACUCAGAACGAAGAACUCCGAGAUGAGAUAUAUUGCCAAAUCAUGAAGCAGAUGACAAGCAAUAACAACCGGCACAGCAUCGAUCAGGGUUGGCAGCUGCUGUGGCUGUGCUGUGGUCUGUUCCCCCCCAGUAAUUCACUGCUGAAACAUGCACAGCGCUUUCUGGACACCCGGCGGAGGGAGCCAGUGGCCUCUGACUGCCUGCGCAGGCUGCAGGGUGCUCUCAGAAUGGAGCCCAGGAAGCUUCCUCCUACCCAGGUUGAGUUGGACGCCAUUCAACAGAACCGCUUUAAGAUUUUCCACCAAAUCUUUUUCCCAAAUGAGACAGCGGAGACAAUGGAAGUCGCAACUAACACCAAGAUCAGAGAUUUGAUCAGAAGUAUCGCCGAUAAACUCGGGCUGAUCUCAGACGAUGGCUUCAGCAUCUUUGUAAAAACACCAGACAAAGUUCUGAGUUUGAAUGAAGCAGACUACUUCUUCGACAGUCUGAGACAGAUCACGAACUGGUCCAGGAAAACUAAGAUGGUGAAGGAUGGAGGACCAGUGAACAUUUCAUACCAGGUGUACUUCAUGAGGAAAUUGUGGUUCAACGUAAUCCCUGGCAGAGAUCAGGAAGCAGAUUGCAUCUUCCACUUUCCCCAGGAACUCCCCAAGUAUCUGCGAGGGUACCACCGCUGUACUAAAGAGGACAUGGUGCAGCUGGCCGCUCUCCUCUUCAGGGUGAAAGUGAAAGAUGACAAGACUCAGUUUGUCAUGAUCACUAAGAUGCUGAAAGAGCUUGUGCCCAAUGAUCAGCUAAAAGCCAUGUCAGCUGAGGACUGGAAAAAGAACAUUAUGGCUGCAUACAACAAACAUGCAAACAUGACAGCGGAGGAUGCCAUGGUGGCCUUCCUGAAGGUCAUCUUUAAGUGGCCCACGUUUGGCUGUGCCUUCUUCGAUGUGAAGCAAACAUCUGAGCCCGGCUUCCCUGAUAUCGUGAGGCUUGCCAUCAGCAAACAGGGGGUGACAGUCAUACAUCCUAAAACCAAAGAUGUCCUAGCAGUACACCCAUUCAAUAUGAUCGCAAACUGGUGCAGUGGGAGCACAUACUUCCACAUGACUAUUGGCAAUCUGGUCCAAGGAAACAAGAUUCUGUGUGAAACCUCCCUGGGCUACAAAAUUGACGAUUUGUUGACAUCCUAUGUCAACAUGCAUCUGAACGACAUAAGAGCACCGAGAACCAGGAACCAGCGCUACCGUAACUGAAACCUGAUUCAACCUGGAAAAAUGAAGAAAUAAUUUUAUUCUGCCUUUAAGCAUGCAUACUUUCACUUCCAAUCUUUAUAUUUGCAACAAGAAAUUAUACAGUAUGUGGUUAAACAAGCUUGACAUGAAUGUUGAAGGAUAUGUUUAGUCAUUAAAAUCCUCUUAUUGAUUCAUGCAUGAGAUUUUAGAUCUUUUCGAUUGGACUUUUUCUCUUCUGUUUAUUGGUAAGGUGUUGAAAACGAGUCUGUUUUUCUUUUUUUUCCUGAUCAUUUAUUUAUUUAUUUCCAAAUGUAAAGAACAAAGUAUCGCUAUACUUUCUAUGUCACUCCCAAAAUGAUAUGAUACAUAAUUUUGCUUAGAUUAUGAAUAUACGGUACAGCACUGUGAAGUAGUGAGCAUUUGUUUCCUAAACUAUCCAUUUUCAUUACAAUGUAUUUG
Messenger RNA from Neoarius graeffei (lesser salmon catfish), 10233 nucleotides. RefSeq names its product unconventional myosin-VIIa (gene myo7ba). The transcript is spliced from 72 exons. NCBI's taxonomy places the organism in Eukaryota, Metazoa, Chordata, Actinopteri, Siluriformes, Ariidae. The record is from RefSeq and is a predicted model, not a curated record. Gene Ontology annotation, cellular component: myosin complex; cytoskeleton. Gene Ontology annotation, molecular function: protein binding; cytoskeletal motor activity; ATP binding.